GCUGUCAAACAUUGCUCCUACAAGAUUUUUAAAAGAUAAUCAAUUCUGGAACGUCUUGUAGAGGAUAACACUGCGCUAAAUUCAAUUCCAGCUAGCCUAUUAGAUCACUUCCAACCAUGACCACUCAAGUCAGCAUCGACCAGUUGGACAAGGAUCAAAUCAAAUCGUUCUCCGACUUCCUGCUCUCGUACAACAAACUAUCGGAACUUUGCUUCGUGGAUUGUAUCGGAGAAUUCACCGGCCGAACGGUUUCCGAUAAGGAGGAAAAGUGUUCCCUCAAUUGUAUGGAAAAGUUCCUGAAAAUGAACCAGCGGAUAUCUCAGCGCUUCCAGGAGUUUCAGAUGCUGGCCAAUGAGAAUGCUUUGGCAGCGGCCCAGAAGCUGGGCGCAAAGUAGGAUUUUUUUUUUCUCAGAAUGAACGGACAUCGAUGUUGAAUUUAUUGUUUAAUAUAGUUUGAUCCAAAUACAUUAUAAGGAUAGUACAUCAAAAGUGA
Topomyia yanbarensis is the source of this 493-nucleotide messenger RNA. It is a transcript of the gene Tim9a, whose product is annotated as mitochondrial import inner membrane translocase subunit Tim9. The record is from RefSeq and is a predicted model, not a curated record. The transcript is spliced from 2 exons. NCBI's taxonomy places the organism in Eukaryota, Metazoa, Arthropoda, Insecta, Diptera, Culicidae. The coding region runs from base 117 to 395 and encodes 92 amino acids.